ACACAUGUGCUAGAAGUAAACACGGCACGGGUAGUGGCACGACGUUGGAGUUCCACAAAAUUCCGACAAAAUGGAAUUAUUCGCAGUAAAUCGCUACGACGAAACCAAACUCACCAAGAACGACGAGGAAGCGCAGGAGGAGUUGAUCUUGCAGCGGUUGCAGCGAUCCUUUCAGGAGAAGGCCGAACGUCGCAAGCAAAGGAAGAAGUCGCCGGAACCGCAAGGGGAUGAGGAGCAGCAGGUUGCGGCUCCUGCGGAGCCAGAGCCGGAGGAACCUGCUCAAGAGAGUGAGAGUGAGGAGGAUGAGAAAGCCGAGCCUGUGGUAGAAGAAGCGAAAGAGGAUGAGUCGAAGGGGGAAGAACCUGCUGCGCAGGCUGAGCCGGAUUUUCUGGUGCUGGGUGAUGCCUACUUUAAGAAGCUGAAGCAGGUGGAGGAGAUUUUGCCACCGUGGUUGUCCCAUCCGACUGUAAUUGAUAGCGAUCUUAGCAAGAAGGGCAAGUCGAUUAAGAAGUUGGGGUAUUUGGAUGAUCAGGUGAAGGCCAACUUGAAGAAGCUUGGGUUCAAGCGGUUGUUUCCGGUUCAGGAGACGGUCAUUCCGUGGAUUUUGGAUGCGCACCAGAAGCCGACGCCGUUUUGGCCACGGGACGUGUGUAUUUCGUCACCCACUGGAAGUGGCAAAACGUUGGCGUUUGCCGUACCGGUUGUUCAGCUGUUGCUGAAUCGGAUUGCUCCGGCCAUUCGUGCUUUGGUCAUUCUGCCGGUCAAGGAGUUGGCCGAGCAGGUUUUCGGCGUGUUUGAGAAGCUCUGUGAGGGAACUAAAAUUCGGCCGCUGCUUUUGUCCCGCAAGCAGACGUUCAGCGUGGAGCAGUCUAAGCUGGUGGCUCGGUUCAACGGAGAGUACAUACCGAAGGUGGACAUUGUGGUGACGACGGCGGGUCGUCUCGUGGAACAUCUUCACUCGACGACGGGAUUCACGCUGAAGCACCUUCGCUUCCUGAUCAUCGACGAAGCGGAUCGUGUCAUGGACCAAAUCCAGAACGAUUGGCUGUACCACCUGAACAAACACGUCAAGCAAGAGUCUGACGAGUAUCUGCUCGGGCGAGCGGCCGGCCAGCUGUCCCAGUCGGAACUGUUUGAUAAACCUCGCCAACCGCACAAGCUGCUGUUCUCCGCGACGCUCAGCCAAGACCCCGAGAAGUUGAACACCUUCAAGCUGUUCCACCCCAAACUGUUCACGGCCGUGUCCGAUCCGGCCAAGCGUCUGGCCGCCCUCGUGAGGCACCACCAGCAGGCGGAGGAGAAGCGUGGCAAGUUCAUUGGCCAGUACGCGACUCCGGUGGAACUGCGCGAGCUUGUCUGCAUGACGCAGUUCAAGAUCAAACCGUUGACGCUGUUUGCCCUGAUUAAGGAGAACGGCUACAAGCGAUUCCUGUGCUUUACCAACUCGAUCGACGGCUCGCAUCGGUUGUCGUUUGUGCUGCAAAAAAUGUUCGGCACCGAGCUUGUUAUCGAGGAGUGGUCUUCGUCGUUGAGUCCACAGGCGAGGAAGAGCGUGCUGAGUCGGUUCGCGCUGGGAAAGGUCAACGGCAUCAUUUGCACGGACGCCCUCGCUCGCGGUAUCGACAUUGACGACAUCGACGUGGUCAUCUCGUACGACAUGCCGCGCCACAUCAACACGUACAUCCACCGAAUCGGUCGAACGGGUCGUGCCGGAAACCGCGGAACCUCCAUCACGAUGCUGAUCGACGAGGAGCGAAAAAAAUUCCAAUCAACCCUGGCCGAGGCCGGCAAGCAGCCGCUGGAACCGAUCGAAAUCCGCUCCAACGCCGAGGAAGAAUACGCCGUGCUGUACUCGGCGGCGCUGAACGACCUGCGCGAAGCCCUGGACCUGGAGAAGCAAACGAUCCAGAAGAUCCGCAGCGGAAUGUCGAUCGCCAACAUGACCAAGGUGAACCUGCUGAGCAAGCUCAAGGAUCGCGUCGACAUUGACGGUGGGCACUCGAGCGAAAUGAUCAAGACGUUGGUGCACUUGCCGAGGGCGUGGACCAACGAAUCGAUGGAGAAGCGCGCCGGCGCCGGCGAUCGCAAGCGGAAGCAGAAGCCGCAACCCGGCGAAGAGACGAAACGGCAAAAGAUUGAGGGGAAAAACGUAUCGGAAUAAAGACUUUCUUUCGUUAUUUACU
Molecule: messenger RNA, 2183 nt
Organism: Culex quinquefasciatus (southern house mosquito)
Lineage: Eukaryota; Metazoa; Arthropoda; Insecta; Diptera; Culicidae
Gene: Dbp73D
Product: probable ATP-dependent RNA helicase Dbp73D
Exons: 3
Coding region: 71-2161 (696 amino acids)
Cellular component (GO): nucleus
Molecular function (GO): ATP binding; nucleic acid binding
Source: RefSeq, a predicted model, not a curated record